Messenger RNA from Macrosteles quadrilineatus (aster leafhopper), 2782 nucleotides. Its product is annotated as ubiquitin-conjugating enzyme E2Q-like protein 1. Lineage: Eukaryota; Metazoa; Arthropoda; Insecta; Hemiptera; Cicadellidae. The transcript is spliced from 7 exons. Bases 188 to 973 code for a protein of 261 amino acids. The record is from RefSeq and is a predicted model, not a curated record.
GCUGUCUCAGGCUGUCUGCUGCGGACUCAGCACCCAGCCCAGCAGUUUGUAUUUCAGCAGUGUCAGGUGUGGUCAGGGUAGUGCAGCAGUCCACGGACUGUACCGCAGGACCGGCUCGUACCACCGAACUAGGCUGCAGCAGACCUUUUCUUUGGUGGGGUUGUGUUGAUGAUUAGUUAACAUCAGCAUGUCAUCGCGAUCCAAAGAGAAGAUGGCGGCUGCCUUCCGGAAACUUUUUCGGUCAACGGAAAAAAUGGCCGACGGCGAAGGAGGUGGAAGUAGUGGUCAAGCCAAAACUGGAGGCUCACCAGCGAGACGUUUGCUCAACAGGCAUCGAGAUAUCGUCACGCCAGCGGAACCUGGACCCCUCGACAACCCAAGUCCGAGGACCUCGAGUGGCCUCUUCAAGAAGAAAACUCCUGCAAUGCCUCAACCUGACUCCACCCCUCAUGAGAAGAAGGUCAGAACGCGACGGCUCAUGAAGGAGUUGCAGGAAAUUCAGAGGAAUGAGAAAAAGGAUGAUCCUGUAUUCACAGUAAGCCUAGUGAAUGACAACCUGUUUGAAUGGCAUGUUCGCCUCUAUCGUAUCGACCAGGAGAGCGACUUGGCCGCAGACAUGCGUGAACACAAUGUCUCACACAUCCUCCUUCACAUCACCUUCCCUGACAACUUCCCCUUCAUGCCACCCUUCAUGAGGGUCAUCUCCCCCAGGAUAGAGAGAGGCUUUGUCAUGGAAGGUGGUGCCAUCUGUAUGGAGCUGUUGACUCCACGAGGUUGGGCGAGUGCUUACACUGUUGAAGCAUUAAUAAUGCAGUUUGCUGCUAGUAUAGUCAAAGGACAGGGAAGAAUAGCGAAGAAAACAAAAAGCAGUAGUAAGGACUUCAGUCGACGUUCAGCAGAGGAAUCGUUUCGCAGUUUGGUCAAAACUCACGAAAAAUACGGCUGGGUUACACCACCUCUCUCAGAUGGUUAAUUGGAUCAAAACCCAUAGGGGUUCAAAAGGCAUUUUAUAUGUUGCAUCAUAUGCGCAUCGGUUACCAAGCAUCGACUUAACUUGCCACAUCAAAGACAAAUGGGUUAUUUAAAGAGGCUAUUCUAGUCAAUAAUUGAUUUUACUCAAGAACAACCCAGUAACAGUAACCCAGAUAUUAUUAAUUAACAAUAUUUAAUUAUUUUUGUUCCUUAUUCCUCACACACAUCUCAUUUACUCGAUAGUUUAAACGAUUCCUACAUUCCAAUAUGAUGCAGCAUGUGAGUUUCAGAGUUAGUUUUUCCAGUAUAUUUCGACCUGUACUAUUUGUGUGCCAAAAAUUAAUUGGUAAUGUCUUUCAGAUUUAUCUUAGUAGGAUACCGUGUCGAUUAUUGUGCAUUCAUCUCUGAGACUUAAACUAUGCCAAAAAGUGUAUUGACAAAACUGUAUCCAUGUACAUUUUCGAUUUAUUAAAGUUUAAGCACUUAAAAUUGGAUAAACUUUGUUUCAUUUUUAUUUUUUAAUUAUUUCAAACCAAAUUUGAAUAGUAAGAAUACUAUUCAACUUGUAAUAUUAUAACGUGAACUCAAAGUCUAAACAAUAUUUUAUUUGUUUUAAAUUUACUCCUGCUUGAGAACAAAUUCAAAACAACCAUAGUUUCUAAUGUGUGUCGUACUUAGAGCUUUUUUUAAGAUAUCUACUAAAAAAAAAUGAACUUGAUCUCUUAGUUUAGGAACAACGAGAAACCUGAGUAUUUUUCACUUGUGUUUUUACUGAUUUUCAUCUUAAAGUUUAGACUUCUUUUUAUAAUUUGUGUGAGUGUUAAGCUUAAAGGUCUACAAGGUAUGAAACUUUCAUUAGUGAUUUAUGUUGAAUAACAUAUAGGGUAUGGAAAUUGCACAAAUUAAAAUUGAUAAUACAAAACAAAAACUUGCAGGAUAUGUUUAUUAGAUAUACUGAGGUUUUAUAAGAUUGAUUGAACCGUUUGUAGUUAGAUGUUGAAUUUUUAAAUUUUCUGCUAAAUAAUCUGAUAAAUUUGAUAGUACGUCCAGGGUUGACAUCUGCCCCUGCUCAAAGAUUCCUCCCAUUCCGUGUGAUAUAUUUGUUAACUGUAGCAUAUUAGCUUAGCUCUAGAUUUACUGUUUGGUAAGUGUCUUUGUAUUUUAAUAUCUAAAAAGAAAAAAAACGUCCAUCUUAGACCGAAUGUGCUUAAAAUAUGAAACUGUUAUACAAUGUUUCAUUUUGGUUUACAAUAAAAAAAGAACGUUAAUUUGGAUUAAAAAAGUAUUUUCUGUUGGUUUUACCUCAUUGAUAAAAUAAAUGUGUUAAAUAUUUGAUCCAUUUUGUGUGUGUUUAAUAGUUUAGUUUAAGAAAAUGCAGAAGAUUUUUUUUCAGUUGAUUUUAUAAUUCUUUUAUACAUUGAUUCAAGUUUUUAUUUUAGAUCCUGUAUUAAUUUGUGUACUUAUUUUUCUUCGGUUAAAAGUAAUCAGAUUUUUGUUCUUGAGUUACUUUGUGUUCUCAUAAAUAAUUUAUGAACUAACUAUACAAAUAAAUUUGAAUCAAUCAAUUUACUGUGUUAAGAUGUAAAUGACAUGAUUUAAAAAGACAAUAUGUAUUAGUCUUAUAAAAUGUUUCCCUUGAUAGAAUAGAUUUAUGUGCAGUCAGUCAUACCACAUGUUUCUGUACUACGUUCAACUAUUCUCAUUUUCAAUAAUUGUAUACUCGAAUCGUUGAGUAGGAUCCUGAUUCUUUUAUAAUAAUGAAGUGUUUAUAAAUGUUACCUAAAAUCAAAUAAAAAGAGAAAAGUAAUAA